AUGGCUAUCAAUGACUCCAACAACAAAAUAGUAGGUGUCCCUGUUAAAUGUGUAGCGGUUAUCUUCGGAGUCACGGGGCUUGUGGGGAAAGAGCUUGCGAGGAGGCUUCUUUCUUCAUCCAGCAAGCGCCAAUGGAAGGUAUACGGCAUAGCUCGAGCACCCCAGAUUAAAGAAACCCUCCACAAUCCAAAUUACCAUUUCGUUUCAUGUGACCUCCUGAACCCUUCAGAAACUCGGCAAAAGCUUUCUCCAUUAGAUGAUGUAACACACAUCUUUUGGGUCACCUGGGCAAGCCAAUUCCCCAUAGAUAGCCCCGAGUGUUGCGAGGAAAACGAGGCUAUGAUGUCCAAUGCCUUGAACGCUAUCCUCCCAAGAGCCAAGGCAUUGAAGCACGUUUCUCUCCAGACGGGGACUAAGCAUUACAUUUCAUUGCAAGAACAGCCUAAUGCUAAAGAAGUUAGUUACUUUGACGAGCAAUGUCCUAGGGUGGGCACCGGACAUAACUUUUACUAUGUCCUAGAGGACUUGCUCCAGGAGAGACUUGGAGGAAAGAUUCCAUGGUCGAUUCAUCGGCCGGGUUUCAUCAUGGGGUGUUCUCAUAGAUCCUUGUACAAUUUAGUUGGUAGUUUGUGCGUUUAUGGUACCAUUUGUAAGAAAUUAAACCUCCCAUUUUUGUUUGGGGGGACAAGGGAGUGUUGGGAAGAAAUGUCCAUUGAUGCCUCGGAUGCUAGGCUCGUGGCUGAACAGCACGUCUGGGCAGCCACCAAUGAAGCAGUACAAUCCCCUCGUGGCCAAGCAUUCAAUGCGAUCAAUGGAUCAGGUUUCACGUGGAAGGAGAUAUGGCCAGCUAUAGGUACGAAAUUUGGGUUGUCCAUGGAAUCAUUAGCAGGCUCUGAUGCCAUGUUCGAUCAAGAUUUCACGUUUUCUUCGGCUAUGGCUCAAAAGGGGGGACUUUGGAAAGAAAUAGUAAUGCAAGAAGGUCUAGUCCAAACGGAGAUGGAGGAGUUGGCAAAUUGGGGAUUCCUGGACGUUUUGUUUCGAUUCCCAAGAAAAAUGUUAGGAACCCGACACAAAGUUGAUGGACUUGGCUUCACGGUGAGGUUCCAAGCUUUGGAUUCAAUACUCUACUGGAUUGACGUCAUGAGGCAAGAGAAGCUAAUUCCAUGA
Molecule: messenger RNA, 1167 nt
Organism: Coffea eugenioides
Lineage: Eukaryota; Viridiplantae; Streptophyta; Magnoliopsida; Gentianales; Rubiaceae
Product: iridoid synthase CYC2
Exons: 1
Coding region: 1-1167 (388 amino acids)
Source: RefSeq, a predicted model, not a curated record